AUGGACAUUUUACCAAGUCAAUUCACUUCCUUGUGGCUCUGCGGUCUUUGGGAAGACAAUGUUAAAUCAACACUCGAGAGAAAAUGCUAUAGAAUAAUAGUAUUACUAUUGAUUCAUUGUUUCACACUAUUGGAAAUUGUACAAUUUUUUCGCACUUGCGAAAGUCUUGAGCAUUUUGUUGAAAUUUAUCCCUCACUCACAUUCAUUAUAUUCUGUUGGAAGGUUGUUAAUUUUAUAACAAGAAAAAGUGACAUGAGAGGAAUUUUAAAUGAAUUUCGUGAUCGUUUAUUUAAACCAUUGUCGAAUGAAGAGAAGGCAAUUGUUGAUAAAUACUUUAGGAAAUCGCAAGCAAUUUUUAAGUUUAUUAUUACAAUUUUUACAUUUUGUGGUAUAUCGAUAGCAUUGACGCCACUUUUGAAUUGGAAGGAGAAAAUAGAAUUGCCAUUCAAUCUCUAUUAUCCAUUUGAUGUAUCGUCGCCGAUUAUUUUCACGAUAACUUAUGCUUUUGAGUCGCUAUUGAAUUCAUUCUCGAUUAUUAUAAAUGUAACACUUGACACGACAGUCUAUGGAUUUAUGUUAAUAACAAUUGGACAAUUUGAAUUAUGUGCGUAUAGAUUAGAAAAUUCGUCGGAGCAACAAAUUGGCAUUACAAAGGAAAAAAUUAAAGAAUACGUGAAUCAUCAUGUUUUAGUUUUGAGAAUUGUCAAGGAAAUUGAAUCAUUUUUUAUGGUUGCGAUAUUGCCAUUCUUUCUUCUUAGUCUCUUGACAUUUUGUACGAUAAUUUUUCAAAUGGCACAGCAGGAAAGCUUACUGAAUGGGAACUGGUUUCAAUUUAUCAUGCUGAUACAAUACGUAACGUGUGUGCUGUCGCAAAUAUUUUUGUACUGCUGGUACGGUUGUUUAAUUGAUGAAAAGAGCAAGGAUGUUUCAGCGGCUGUUUAUUGUAGCAAUUGGGUGCAAUCGAAUUAUUCCAAUCGGAGAAAUUUGUCAUUAAUGCUAUUGACAGCUGAGAGAGGAUCCUCAAUUUCUUUCAAGAGCUUGUGUACUCUUAAUCUUCAAACUUUCGGAUGGGUUAUAAAGACAUCUUACGCUGCUGUCAACUUGUUAAACAAAGUCGAUAUUUCGUAAAAAAAAUAAGCAACGGGAACUUAUUUUCAGAAAUCUGAGCUCUAAUUUAAAACGCCACUAAAAUUACAACUGUCGUUAUAAUUUGCGACUUGCUCCGAAGAAAAAAAAUUGUAAUAACAAACCAGAACCUUAUAUAGAAUGAUUUGCUGCUUUAAUACCUUUUUCGGAACACUUCAUAUUUAAAAAAAAAAAAAAGUAAAAAAGUUUUAUUUAUUUUCCUUUCCAAGUUCGGCUUAUAUAGGAAAUACUAAAACCACUAGGAAAUAAAAUUAAAAAAUAAGACGCAAAUAAUUUUUUUUUUCACCUUUGAAUAAAUUAAUUA
This is a messenger RNA of Leptopilina heterotoma, 1450 nucleotides long. RefSeq names its product odorant receptor 94b-like. Gene Ontology annotation, biological process: sensory perception of smell; detection of chemical stimulus involved in sensory perception of smell. The transcript is spliced from 5 exons. The coding region runs from base 1 to 1128 and encodes 375 amino acids. Gene Ontology annotation, cellular component: plasma membrane. The record is from RefSeq and is a predicted model, not a curated record. Gene Ontology annotation, molecular function: olfactory receptor activity; odorant binding. NCBI's taxonomy places the organism in Eukaryota, Metazoa, Arthropoda, Insecta, Hymenoptera, Figitidae.